AUGGGUUUGGUAGAUUCAGUAGUUCAACCGCUUGGUGAUGGCCUCCUGCCGGCCGCGGAAAAUACUCAUAAGUAUCUGGAAAGGAUUGCUGUGGAUACAGCUCGUCAGAUAGCAGACGGAACGUUGAAAGUGACCAGAGAAAAACCAUUGGUUCAGAAGUUGAUGAACAAGGCUCUCACCAAUUCGUUCGUUCUCGAUAAAGUGGUGCUGAAGAUGGCUAGGGACAAGGUGAAUUUGAAGAAUUUAUUUAGCGGUAAUGAACAAACAGCUGGAAAUUAUCCGGCGCCAUUGAGAAUCCUUGAAACUGUUCGUAAAGGACUAGUCGAAGGACCUGUUGAAGGAUACAACUACGAAGCACAGUGCUUUGGUGAACUUACCCAAAGCUAUCAGGCAAAAGCUUUGAUUGGACUCUUCAAUGGAUCUACAGAAUGCAAAAAGAACAAAUUUGGAGAAGGUAGACCUGUCAAGUAA
This is a messenger RNA of Cooperia oncophora, 471 nucleotides long. The record is from the annotation of a GenBank genome assembly. Lineage: Eukaryota; Metazoa; Nematoda; Chromadorea; Rhabditida; Trichostrongylidae.